AAUUAAAUCUCAUAGAAAGUUCUACCAAAAGUUUAUCUUUCUUUUUUGCAAAUACAAUAAACCCUCAAUUUAACAGACUUUGGAUUAAUAAUGGACAAAAAGUUCCGUCCAAUGGGAAAAAUUUAAAACCUUUUUAUUUGCAAAUAGAAUAAUAGGCAUUUAAAGGUUGGAUUAAAGAGUGAAUAUAGUAAUAUAAUAGUAAUAAUAUAGUGUACUCAGUGUACACUAUAUUAUUAUUUUAUUUGCACUUUGACAUCAUAAUAACAUUUAACAUAUCUUGCACAUUUUAAGUUUGUUAUUGAUAUACAUUUUUAAAACACAUAUGAUGUAACAGACUUUUGGCAAUGGUGGAUCCCCUUUUUCCAAUUAGUCCAUUAAAUCAAGGGUUUACUGUAAUUUACAAAUAAAGUUCUUUCUUGUGUUAGGGUUAUGUGUUGCUAGAUGUAAAAUUUAAAACAGAAAUCCAGUUUUCUUAAUUUUUCAUAUUUAAUUUUCUUUAUCACAGUAUGUGCUUGUUACCAUCUAGGUAUAUGGAACCAAAACAGUGUUGGACUAAGGAGAUUGUUGAAUUAUUGGAAUUAUUGCAAAACUUUGGUAAGGCUGACAAGACAAUAGAUGAGAUGUUUGAUAGAUAUGUUGAUAAUUUUAUUAAACAACAGAAUAUAGCUCUGAAACUGCAAAAAGAAUUAAGAAAUUAUAUUAUUUGUGUAAAAGCCAUGCAAGUUGCUAGUAAAAGUUUAAUGGAAACAAUCAGUGAAGUUUAUGAAGAUAAAUGGAUCAAUAGUGAUCAGAUACCAGUUAAAUGCCAAAUAUUAGAAACACUCUGGGAAGAUUAUUGUCAAAAAAUCAAUGAAGCUGUUGCAGCACCAUUGAAUUCGUAUUUGAAUCAAUUUCCUGAUAUGAAGGUAGGUAAAAAUUUACUAAAAUAAAAUUUAAAAUGAUUUUAAAUAGUGUUUUUUAAUUAUUACACUAAAUACUCUACCUUCAAUUUUUUGGCAUGUUUUUACUGAACUAGUAAUUUCAAUUUCUAUAAAGGAUCAUCUUUAGGUUUCUCAAGUUAUAUAACUGUUAUAUAAUUGUUACAGAAUGAAUUUAUCAGAGAAAGAUUAACUUUAAUAAUUGAAAUUUAACUUUAAUUUUACUUAAAUUGAAAUAGCAUACACUUCCUGCAUAUAGACAUUCCCUUAAGGAAUGGAGAAGUGUAUACCAAUACUUUUAGAAAACUAACAUUUCACCCAUUGUAUACAUCUGUUAUUUUGAAUGAUCCUUGGACAUACAAAACUGCCACAUUCAAAACCCUCAUAAAAAGAGUCUUUACACAUUGUAUAAAUAUACAAGAUACACUAAAAGAAUUAGAGUAUAUCAAGAAAAUAGCUUUAAACCUUGAGUAUAAGAAAAAAGUUAUAAAUAAUUUGAUUCAAGCACACUCAAAAGAGAAGGAAAAAACCAAGGAAGGAUAAUAAUAAACAAUGGAAAGUAAUCAUUUAUAGUAAUUGAGCAGAGCAUAAGUGGAGCUCUGCAUAAGUCAGAAAGUGUUUUGUCUAUGAUUAAAGUGUAAAGCAACCACAUGAUCAUUAAACAUGAUUUUUUGUAAAUAUGUACAACUUGGCAAGGCAUGAUAAAGGUAAAAUUUGUAAUUGAAUCUAUGGGCUGAGCUAUUUGGUCAUGCACUACAUGCCAAUCAAGUUUCCAAUUGCUGUCAAUUUAUAUUAAUCUCUACAACAAUUUUUUAUUUUGAUCUUUACAACAGACAUUUAAGAUACAUGGCUUGCAGCCAAACAUGUGCAUGUUUUAACCAGUUGCUGGAGUUAGUAGGUUGCAGGCUGCAUAUAUAGUUGUUUUAAAUAAUUCUUAAAUUUUUACUGGUUAUGACAUUAGACAUACACAUCCUUUCUUGGAACAUGCAUGUUUUGAACUGCUUUAGACAGAAUGUUAGAAGCAUGUCACCACAUCUGUGUUUUGGGUGAAGCCAAAACAGGAAAACUUACACUGCAGAGCUCAGUUUCAUUUUCCUAGUAAGUACCUUGUAAUCUUAUGCAAAUACAUAAAAAAUAGCUAAUGUAGGCAAUUUUAAUAUUGUAUGCAAAUGCAACUCCAUGAUAUAUAACAUUAAAAAAUGAUAAAAAGAUCAAAAUAGUAUUCCAGGAAUGUACAGUGUGUGUGUUACAUAUUGCCCCAGGUGUUCCUACCACCAUCCCUUGCUGUACCUGUAUCUGUGUACCAGCAAGUCCAUUGUACUUGAAUGCACCACCAUCUAUACAUAUCUUAAAAUACCUACAGGAUGUUUAUGGACAUCUUGACAGUGCCUUCCUUGAGCAAGAGGGGACACCAUAAAAACCUGU
Centruroides sculpturatus (bark scorpion) is the source of this 2342-nucleotide messenger RNA. RefSeq names its product amphiphysin-like. Lineage: Eukaryota; Metazoa; Arthropoda; Arachnida; Scorpiones; Buthidae. The record is from RefSeq and is a predicted model, not a curated record. The transcript is spliced from 5 exons. Gene Ontology annotation, molecular function: phospholipid binding; protein binding. Gene Ontology annotation, cellular component: cytoplasm; plasma membrane. The coding region runs from base 507 to 929 and encodes 140 amino acids.